Messenger RNA from Haplochromis burtoni (Burton's mouthbrooder), 1703 nucleotides. RefSeq names its product myotubularin-related protein 7-like. NCBI's taxonomy places the organism in Eukaryota, Metazoa, Chordata, Actinopteri, Cichliformes, Cichlidae. The record is from RefSeq and is a predicted model, not a curated record.
GAGUUUCUGAAACUGGACAGAAUGUGUUCAUGGUCUGAUGUCGUCGCAGUCCCGUCUGCGUGGAUAUCUGCCCGCUGCUCGUUUUUAUUUAAGGAAGUAAGAAACAGGAAGUGCAGAAACCUUGAAUGUUUUUAAUGAGGAACCGUCCGUCGUUCAUCACCUGCCACUCCUCGUCACAGACCACAGAUGUUUUCAUCGCUACAACAGCUCGUGUCCACAGGCGACGGCGAGCACGCCGCUUAUAAUCCAGUUUUAUUCGUAUCUGUGUCACGGAGGUAAAGGCUGUGCGAUGUGUGUCUGCAGGCUUCAUGAGCGCACUCACUCGGUGUGGCCUCAGCUGUGGAAGGACCGAGGCGAGUACACCAACCCUCUGUACAAGGCCGAGCAGAGCCAGAGUCAGGGCGUGCUGAGACCCAACACCUCCCCCUACUGCUUCAAGAUGUGGAAGGGUCUCUAUAACCACGCUGAGAAAUCGACGCCUCCCCGCCAGUCACCUGCCGACUUCAUGUCUGCCGUGAGGGAGGAGUCCCAGCAGCUGGAAGAGGAGCUGACUAAUCACCAGGAGAGGAUCGCAGAGCUGACGGGGAAGCCGAUCACCUGGGAGAAGAUCGAGGUUCCCCGGAGGAGGACUAGCUGCCUGCCGCAGAGGCACAGCGGGCCGGACCCGCCCACCUUAUACAGAGAGCCAAUUGCCAGCCUCGCACAGGACAGCAGUCACACAAUUUCCUCUGCACCAGCCAAUCAGAAGACUCACACCAAGGAGCCCGCACUCUCCCUGCCCUUAGGGCCACAUGCCCAGCUGAAGAGUCACGACCCCGAUGACCUCUCCACCUGCAGCGACCUGGAGUCGGGCGUGGCCGACCUCAGCAGCCGCUCAUCCAGCGGCGGUGAUGUCGGCAAGGACCCGGACUUGGAGUGACACGGACCGGAUCAAAGGCACUCCGCUGGCUUUUAUUAAUAUUUAUUCACAGGACGGCGAGGUGACGUUUCCAGGUUAAAGGGAGAAACCUCGGCGGCGUUUGAGACGGAGGUGAAAACACGGUUUAACGUUUUUGGCUCACAGAACAGACAGGCUGCUUCAAUUUAAAUGUUUUUAGGUUACUGACAUUUGUACUGAAACGCACGAUUGCACAGUGACAGGAAGUCAGACGCACACGAGUUUAAAGCGAUCAGAACAAACACGAGUUAUUGUCUCUUCUUCUCUCCACUGAAGAGUCUGAAAACUUGUUUCCACCCAGUCUUCCUCGUCCUGCAGCGCAGCAUAACAGGCAUAAAGGUUUCACUGUAGAUCAUGAAGCUGACCUGCUGUACGUGUUCAGCGUGGCCCUCGUUAGCUCGUUAGCUCGUCACAGCAAUCACGCCUGUGGGGUCGUAUUUGUGUGGACGACAGGCGGCCGUUUCCUCAGAGGGCUUCAGUCUGAUCCUGGAUCAGCCGUCUGCUCAGUCUGAACACUGAAGUGCUGCUAGAGCAGCUUUGAUUCAGUUCAAAACGACCCGCCCCCUUUAAGCCCCUGGUGGGCGGGGCUUCUACUACAGUUACUUUGGGAACACCGGGGAGAUUUUUUAUUAGAGACAAACGUAGUUUAAACUGUCACAAUAACACAGAAACCCCACAAACACACUCUGACUGAAAUGCUCCAACACACACACACACAUGCAGACAGACACACUGACAGACACACACACAGACACACACAGACAUA